AUGAGCAGGUUUUCGCAUUCACAUCUACCAAGGGAAACGUUUCUUGAUUUUGAAUCCGGUGAAGAUAAAGAAGCGAUUCGAUGCUUCCAGCAUUGUGACAAGAAGACCAAUAUUCUUUGUUUAUCCCAGAUUCCACGGAUUUGCCCUCUUUGUAGACAAGAUGUGACCAAAACAGAAAGUUUAAUUCCUCCUUUUCGUCUUCCGUCACCUUUAACAAAAGCGAAACAAAAUCCGUUUUCAGUUGUUGUGAAACCAACUAUAGGAAAUUUUCUCAAAGAUUACCAAAAUUCAUCAAAUCUUCAUAUUGGAUUGACAAAUUCAAAAGGCAUUGUGUAUGAUUUUGAUGAACAUGGCAUCCAUGUUGGAUCUUCGUCAUGGAAUUUGUGUGUCACUGCUACUUUAAUUCAAAACAUUACACAGCAAACGCUAAAUGUUUGGGAUAAUCUACUCAACCAGUUCUCCCAACAAGUUGACUGGUCUCCACAGAGGUAUGAUGAAGAGCAACAUAAUUGUUUCACUUUUGUAAUGGAAUUCUUCAAAUUUUCUCAACUGCUGGAAGCUAUUCCUGCUGCUACAUCUAAAAAGGAAUUCAUUAAAGAAUUUCUCCUGCCAUAUACACAAAAGACCAAAAUGUAUAUUGCAAUGUACAGACAAAUAGCUGUCAAAGGUUAUCUUUGUCAACCUAUUCACUGA
Molecule: messenger RNA, 693 nt
Organism: Acanthosepion pharaonis
Lineage: Eukaryota; Metazoa; Mollusca; Cephalopoda; Sepiida; Sepiidae
Source: the annotation of a GenBank genome assembly